GGAUGUUCUUCAUAUAAAGAUUUGAAAAUGGCAUUCAAUAUACUAUUUCAAUGUGCAGCGCGCUGUAAUAUUGUGAAUACACCAACAAAUAAAAAUCGUUUAGCUGAAAUUAUAACCGAAGUUGCAAAUCGUCGUUUGGCCAUACCAUGCCUAUCGGGCUCAGAACCCUUGGAAUUGUUAUUGGAAAUUGGUUUGGAAAAGCUAUACAAAGAUUAUGAAUAUAUAUUUGUGGAGAGUAAAAUAUGCAGUGCCAAUGAUUUGAAAAAUAAGGGAGUUGCCCAGGAGAACAAGGAAAACUCCUCAACAGUGCCGAAUGUACGAAAAUCUUUACGUAAUGCUGUAUUGCAGGACAGUGCUGCUAUGCGUAAAACUUUGCUACACAACGAUGUCAAGAGUAAUGUAAAUACCAUGAAAAAUGAUGUGGUCGGCUUUAAGAAUAGCAAUUUUGAUGAACUUGAGACGGCUAAGACUCUAUCAAAAUUAUUACAAAUCCAUUGUACGUUGGAACAUCUUCUUAUGAUUCAUAUACAUUUGAAUAUAAGCAGUGUGUACUAUGAAGUUUGUGAUCAACUUUUACGAAAACCACCACGUAUAAUAGAUUCAAUAAACGAUUCUUUGGUUGAUGAAAUGGAAAUUCAAUUAUCAGCGCACUAUAUACGUGAACAUUUAGAGGGUAAAGAUCCACAUUCACGACGUAUUACAAUGAAAUCGAAAAAUAAAUUACGUGAAGUCAAGUCAACAUUCUAUUACAAUAUGGAGAAUAUUUUCCCACCGAAUAUUUCAGAAUGUUUUGGUGCCGAGGAAAAGGAGUACAGCAAGGAGAAUGUCUAUUAUAGUUGGUUAUAUCGUAAAAUUACCACAAUUAAAAUGUAA
This is a messenger RNA of Musca vetustissima, 873 nucleotides long. RefSeq names its product protein zwilch (gene Zwilch). Gene Ontology annotation, cellular component: RZZ complex. Gene Ontology annotation, biological process: protein localization to kinetochore; mitotic spindle assembly checkpoint signaling. Lineage: Eukaryota; Metazoa; Arthropoda; Insecta; Diptera; Muscidae. The coding region runs from base 28 to 873 and encodes 281 amino acids. The transcript has 3 exons. The record is from RefSeq and is a predicted model, not a curated record.